Messenger RNA from Drosophila novamexicana, 1917 nucleotides. RefSeq names its product ectonucleoside triphosphate diphosphohydrolase 5 (gene NTPase). Gene Ontology annotation, biological process: nucleoside diphosphate catabolic process. Lineage: Eukaryota; Metazoa; Arthropoda; Insecta; Diptera; Drosophilidae. The transcript has 3 exons. The record is from RefSeq and is a predicted model, not a curated record. Gene Ontology annotation, molecular function: UDP phosphatase activity; GDP phosphatase activity. Gene Ontology annotation, cellular component: membrane. Bases 194 to 1774 code for a protein of 526 amino acids.
UCUUUAGUUGAAUUUAGUACGCCAUUUCGUGCGCAACGUGGUGGUUGAUGCCAUUUAAUUAUUCUUAGUUUUUAAGCAUAACACAAAAGCGAUUUUGUUCUAGUGAGCGGUCACUAAUUGCCAAACAUAUACGAAUGUGUUAGUGAAUAACGUUUAUAGAUUUUACACAACUUAGUACAAAUAUAUCAACACAAUGACAACCAGCGAUGUGCGAAAGAGAAAGCUGGCCAGCGAGGAUAAAGUGGCGCCGGCGAAUCGACGCAAAGGCAGCGGCGCCGGAAACGGAAAUGGACGUGGCGGUGUGACCAGCGGCCUAAAAGUAUCAUUUCUGUGUUUGAUUGUGUCCGUGGUCCUGCUGCUCUUUGUUUUUGGUGUGUAUCAAUUGUAUUUUGCUAAAACCCCGACGCCAAUUGUGCCGAAACUAACUAAAACCUCUGAUUUUCCCACUGUUACCGUCCCCUUUCAUGAAUCGCCGCAUCACGCAAAACCAAAUGCGCCACGUUCCACAACCAAACCGACGACACAUAAUCACAACAACAACCACCAUGCAGGCGCCGUGUCCGACAAUGCAAGCCCGUAUCUGGCGCGUCUGGCCUCCAAGCUGGGCUACAGCAAGGUUCAGUAUGCGGCCAUCAUAGACGCCGGCUCGACGGGCAGCCGCGUCCUGGCGUACAAGUUCAAUCGCAGCUUCAUUGACAACAAGCUGGUGCUGUAUGAGGAGCUGUUUAAGGAGCGCAAGCCCGGCCUUAGCUCGUUCGCCGAUAAUCCAGCCGAGGGCGCACACUCCAUUAAGCUGCUGCUGGACGAGGCGCGUGCCUUUAUACCCAAGGAGCAUUGGUCGUCCACGCCGCUGGUGCUGAAGGCGACGGCUGGCUUGCGGCUGCUGCCACAGAGCAAGGCAGAGAAUCUGCUGAAUGCGGUGCGCGAUUUGUUCGCCAAGUCCGAGUUUAGUGUGGACAUUGAUGCCGUCGAGAUUAUGAAUGGCACGGACGAGGGCAUCUUCAGCUGGUUCACCGUUAACUUUCUGCUGGGCCGUCUGUCCAAGACGAACCAGGCAGCUGCCCUGGACUUGGGCGGCGGCAGCACGCAGGUCACCUUCUCGCCCACAGAUCCCGAACAGGUGCCCGUCUACGACAAGUAUAUGCACGAGGUGGUCACCUCCAACAAGAAGAUAAAUGUGUUUACGCACAGCUAUCUGGGCCUGGGCCUAAUGGCCGCACGCCAUGCUGUCUUCACCAAGGGCUACAGCGCCGAGGAGACUGUGGUGGAGAGCGUCUGCGUCAAUCCCAUCAUUGCCAAUCGCACCUGGGUGUACGGCAAUGUCAAGUACCAGGUCAGCGGCAAGGAGAACAGCAAAUCCAGCGCCGAGCAGCCGGUCGUUGACUUUGACGCAUGCCUGGAGCUGGUCAAGAGCAAGGUAAUGCCAUUGGUCAAGCCAAAACCCUUCACGCUCAAACAGCAUGCAGUAGCCGCAUUUAGCUACUACUUUGAGCGCGCCAUCGAAUCGGGUCUGGUUGAUCCCACGGCCGGCGGCGAGACAACCGUGGAGGGCUAUCGCAAGAAGGCCCAGGAAAUCUGUGCCAUACCCAAUGAUGAGCAGCCAUUCAUGUGCUUCGAUUUGACCUUCAUCUCGGUGCUGCUGCGCGAAGGAUUCGGUCUUAACGACAGCAAGAAAGUAAAGCUUUACAAAAAGAUUGACGGCCAUGAAAUCUCUUGGGCAUUAGGAUGUGCCUACAAUGUGCUGACCAGCGAUGAGAAGUUCAAUAAUUCCUAGUUCUCCUUCUAUUAGUGUGUAGGCGAAUAUAUAUAGCUGAAAUUGUUUCUAGAGUGCCUUAGACGUGCAUCGAAGUAUACUACACACACACACACACACACACACACACACACACACACACUCGCACACACACACAUAGACAG